AUGCAACUAGGGAAUAAAACAAAUGCUCAAGAAUUCUUCCUCCUGGGACUUUCAGACAAGUCUGAACAGCAUCCUCUCCUCUUUGCAAUAUUCCUGUGCAUGCACCUCAUCAUUCUGACAGGGAACUUACUGAUCAUUCUAGCCACUGGCUCUGAUUCACACCUCCACAUGGCUAUGUACUCCUUCCCCUCCAACCUCUCCUUUGUUGACCUCUGUCUGACCACUAAUACCAUCCCAGAGAUGUUGGCAAACAUUCAGUCCAAGAGUAAGUCCAUCUGCUACAUUUGCUGCCUGACACAGAUGUACUUUUUCUACAUUAAUGGAAUUGUAGACAGUGUCUUAAUCACUGUGAUGGCCUAUGAGUGCUUUGUGGCCAUCUGUCAUCCACUGCACUAUACAACAAUCAUGAGCCCAUGUCUCUGUGGUUUGAUGGUAGGUUUGCCUUGGGCUGUCUCCAUUGUGAUUUCUCUGGCACACACCCUCCCGAUGUUUCCCUUGAAUUUCUGUGCCAGCACUGAGCUCCGUCAUUUCUUCAGUGACCUCACACCACUGCUUCAGUUGGCCUGUUCUGACACUACAGUCAACAAGAUCUUGGGACUUAUUGUGGACAGAAUGGUGAUCGUCACACCCUUCCUCUGCAUCCUUGCUUCCUAUGCUGGAAUUGUUGUGUCUAUUCUAAAGGCCCCUUCUGCAGGGGGCAGGAAGGAAGCCUUCUCCACCUGCAGCUUCCACCUCUCUCUCAUGGCACUCCUUUAUGGGACCACUAUUGCAGUCUACCUCAGCCCCUCCUGUAUCCACACAACUGUGAAGGAUAAAGCUUUUUCUGUGAUGUACACAGUAGUCACACCCACGCUGAACCCCUUUAUCUCCAGCAUGUGCAACAAAGAUCUGAAAGGGGCUCUGAAAAAACUUGUCAACAGAAAAAUUGUCUCUUCUCCUUGA
Messenger RNA from Trichosurus vulpecula (common brushtail), 942 nucleotides. Its product is annotated as olfactory receptor 24-like. The transcript has a single exon. Gene Ontology annotation, cellular component: membrane. Gene Ontology annotation, molecular function: G protein-coupled receptor activity; olfactory receptor activity. Gene Ontology annotation, biological process: G protein-coupled receptor signaling pathway. The record is from RefSeq and is a predicted model, not a curated record. The coding region runs from base 1 to 942 and encodes 313 amino acids. NCBI's taxonomy places the organism in Eukaryota, Metazoa, Chordata, Mammalia, Diprotodontia, Phalangeridae.